Talaromyces stipitatus ATCC 10500 is the source of this 729-nucleotide messenger RNA. RefSeq lists its product as uncharacterized. The record is from RefSeq and is a predicted model, not a curated record. NCBI's taxonomy places the organism in Eukaryota, Fungi, Ascomycota, Eurotiomycetes, Eurotiales, Trichocomaceae. Gene Ontology annotation, biological process: RNA splicing. The transcript has 2 exons. Gene Ontology annotation, cellular component: precatalytic spliceosome. The coding region runs from base 1 to 729 and encodes 242 amino acids.
AUGACCGAGCCACCUAUGAAACGGGCCCGUCGCACCGAUAUCUCAACCAUGUGGGAUACAGACGAAAAACGGUCGAGGACCUCUCACACACCUGAAGCCGACUCGCGCCAUGGAAGCUCAAGACCGGAGGAUUCUCGCACAAGCACAAAAGAUGACCAACGUCGUUACCGCUCCCGCUCGCGUGAUCGAUAUCCACGGAAAAAAGAUAGAAGCUGGUCUCGCGAUCGCGAUCGCGAUCGGGAUGGUGGUAAACGUGACUCAUAUAAGGAUGGACGGGGUAUGAGGGAUCGUGAUCGGAGUACCAGUAGAGAUCGGCACUAUAAUAGACGUGGCAAUGCGAAAUCAGGAAGACCUGAUCGAUCCAGAUCACCGCGCAAUGGUACACGUUCCCGCGACUAUCCAGCUCGCGACUCAAAAGCAGACUAUAGAGACAGCAAACGAGAUGGUGUGCGACGGCCUGACCAACGACGCACAAACGGAGCGUCAAGGGGAGGCACCCGCGACGAGGAAGAUAUCGACCCUGCGGAUAUGAUGAGCGACAUCGAAGAUUCAGACGAUAUCGAAGCGAUGAUGCAGAAAGCGGUUGGCUUCACCAAAUUCAGGAGUACGAAGAACACAAAAGUACCCGGAAACAACAUAUACGGUGUACGGAAAGAGAAGAAGACAGAAUACCGACAAUACAUGAACCGUGUUGGUGGAUUCAACAGACCUCUCAGUCCCGGCAGAUGA